AUGGAUCAUUACGAUUCACUGUUCUUCAAAGAUGAAGAUCAAAAGUUUCUGCAGAAAAUUCCAUGGCUGAGUAUGAAAUCCGACCAGUAUUUCAUCCCAUAUCUUUUCCUGAAGCAAUCCUUCAAGAAAGAUGUCGGGGACAUGUUUCCCGACAUAGAAUUCGUGUUCCAUUUCCUGGUACGGGUUGUUGAGUUUUACCCUCUAAAGUCAAUUACUAUAGGAGGUUAUCCAUCAAAGCUGGUUGAUUUUAUUAUUGAAGACUCCAAGAACAAUAGGAUUAAAUGCACAGUAUGGGAUUCACAUGUGGAUGAUGUACUGCCCUAUUUUACUGACAAUGUUGAUGGCCCUAUAAUUAUUCUGAUGCAACUGUGUAGAGCAAAGCACUUAGACACUAAAGUAAGAAUAUCAAGUUCAUAUAAUGCAACCAAGGUUUGGAUAAAUCAUGAUUGUCCCGAGUUUGAAGUAUUCAAGGAUAGUUUGAAUGAUCAGCAGACUCCUAUUAGGAGUAUGACAAAUGUUUCAACAUUUUCAUACCCUAACAGUCAGGAAUAUUCUAGCAAGAGACCUAUGAUUGUAAGCACCAUAGCUGACAUCUAUAGGAGGGCUGAGCCAGGCUAUUACCAUGUUCCUGCAAGAAUCAAUGGAUUGGAGAGUGCCAGAAAAUGGUACUACUCUUCUUGCAAGAAAGAAGGAUGUUUUAGAAAACUUGAGCAGAAAAAGGCAUUACUUUGGUGUGACACCUGCAAAAUUAGUUGGCAACUGGGAAUUCCUAGGUACAGGUUGGGUGUUAGAGUUGGUGACAAGUCUGGGGAUGCACCUUUUCUGCUAUGGGAUAAUGAAUGUUCUGAGUUAUUAGGAUUGAGUGCUUAUGAUCUCAGAAACAAAUACUUGGAGGUUUGA
Ipomoea nil (Japanese morning glory) is the source of this 900-nucleotide messenger RNA. RefSeq lists its product as uncharacterized. The transcript is spliced from 6 exons. The record is from RefSeq and is a predicted model, not a curated record. Bases 1 to 900 code for a protein of 299 amino acids. Gene Ontology annotation, molecular function: galactoside 2-alpha-L-fucosyltransferase activity. Gene Ontology annotation, cellular component: Golgi apparatus; membrane. Gene Ontology annotation, biological process: cell wall biogenesis; xyloglucan biosynthetic process. NCBI's taxonomy places the organism in Eukaryota, Viridiplantae, Streptophyta, Magnoliopsida, Solanales, Convolvulaceae.